CUUUUUUACCUGUGCCGUAAAUGUCUCGUAGUUUUUGCCUGCUGUCAGUGUAAUAAGAAGCACAAUAUAUAUUUUGCCGCUGCAGCAGCUGUCGCGGAUUAACCCAGGUGACCGCUUAUUAGCGGGUCAGGAUUAGCGCCAAUUGCUUUGUGGGUCAACAGUUGAACAAGACACACAGCAAGAUGAAGAGCCACCUGAUGAAGCAGAAGUUCGAAGCCGAAAAGUUGUCCUAUACAAACACCUAUGGCGCCCUGGAGCUGGAGGCAGCCGUUGCGCUCCUCAUGCUGCGUUAUCAGUACGAUAUAAGUGCGGUGGGCGGCACAAGCUGCAUUGUGGCACAGACCACGCCGCCGCCGCCGCCACCGCCACCGGCAGCCGAAACGGAGAAGAGCACGCCCAAGGAGCAAGUGCGUGCCGUUGUGAAUGCCUCGUCGCAGCCGCUCAAGAAACGUCGCAUACCGCCGCAUCUGUUGCGUCGCUCCCUGACGCCGGCCAAGGCGACGCCCAGCAAUGUUGGCAACGUGACCAAGGCCAAGCUGAAGGCGGUGCCCGCGGCGGCAUGCAACAAGGCGCUGCUCAAGUCGUGCCGCAAUAUGAUACGCGAAUUCCUGGACAACCAGGAGCUGAUCUAAGCAAACACCAACAAGGCUCCCUAGGAGCUGUGCUUUCGCUUUUAUCAGUUUUGAUUUC
Molecule: messenger RNA, 690 nt
Organism: Drosophila novamexicana
Lineage: Eukaryota; Metazoa; Arthropoda; Insecta; Diptera; Drosophilidae
Exons: 2
Coding region: 183-632 (149 amino acids)
Source: RefSeq, a predicted model, not a curated record